This is a messenger RNA of Penicillium brasilianum, 966 nucleotides long. The record is from the annotation of a GenBank genome assembly. NCBI's taxonomy places the organism in Eukaryota, Fungi, Ascomycota, Eurotiomycetes, Eurotiales, Aspergillaceae.
AUGCCUUGCUACAGCUUCCUUAUAGAAAACAAGAAGCUGAACAAAAAGGUCCUCUUCGAUCUUGGGCUGAGAAAGGAUUGGAAGGAGAAAUUGCCACUCCCUAUCCUCAACCAAAUUGAAGCCGCUAAGGCGGUUGUGGACAUUGAGCAAGAUGUUGCUGACCAACUUCGCAACGCCAAUGUCCCUUUGGAAUCGAUCAACGCUAUUAUCUGGUCACACCACCAUAUGGACCAUACGGGAGACCCAUCUCUCUUCCCUCCUUCCACGGAUCUAGUGGUUGGCCCCGGUUUCAAGCAUAACAACAUGACUUUUCCCGGUUACCCUAUGAAUCAAGAUGCUCUGGUGACUGAAGACGCCUUCGCUGGUCGUAAAUUGAUUGAGCUCGAUUUCAGUGACGCCAUAGCUGUUGGUGGCUUUUCGGCUAUCGACUUCUUUGGAGAUGGAAGCCUGUAUCUGCUAAAAUCGAGCGGGCACACGCAUAAUCACAUCAGUGCUCUGGCUCGUACCUCGGAAAGCCGGUUCCUCUUCCUUGGGGGCGAUAUCGCUCAUCACCCGGGAGAGUACCGACCAACUGAACACCUUCCGCUUCCAAUCGAGAUCAGGCCUUCACCUCUACACAAGAAUACUAUCUCAACUUCAGCAUGUCCCAGUUCUGUCUUCGAAGCGAUCUCCUCUGCAAAAUCAAGAGGUUUAGAUACCAAGGUCACUCCUUUCUAUGAGCUGAACGCCGCAAUGAACGAGGAUCUGGGAGAUGCCGAGGUAGCUUUGGAGAAAAUGUUACCGUUCGAUGGUUCAUCAAAGGUUAUGGUUAUUAUUUCCCACGAUUCAAGUCUCCUGGAUGUUCUUCCGUUCUUCCCUAAGAGAAUUACUAAGUGGGACAUGGAGGGAUACAAGACGAAGGGAACUUGGAGAUUCUUGAGUGAUUUUGCUGGAGCUAUCGAGGGAAGUGCAGAAAAAAGUACAUAG